AUGAAAAAGAAUGAACAUUUUUCUCUUGAUGGAAAAGUCUAUAAACACAAUGCAACAACAGCUGAUCAAACAAGUCCUAUUCAUUUGACUAUUGGUAUGACAGGUGCUCUCAUCAACGAAAUAUGGUUGCCACAACCUGCAUGGUCCCAUGUGAGAUAUGCAGCAUUUGGUUUUGGUAAACUUUAUAUUCACAAUGAAACACAUCUUCAAUUCAAAACAAUUUUACUCGAUCCAACUGUAGUUGAUGAAGAAGAUCGUUUUAUGAUUAUUCGACAAUUUUAA
Molecule: messenger RNA, 282 nt
Organism: Adineta steineri
Lineage: Eukaryota; Metazoa; Rotifera; Eurotatoria; Adinetida; Adinetidae
Source: the annotation of a GenBank genome assembly